Molecule: messenger RNA, 441 nt
Organism: Colletotrichum abscissum
Lineage: Eukaryota; Fungi; Ascomycota; Sordariomycetes; Glomerellales; Glomerellaceae
Product: DASH complex subunit Dad2
Exons: 3
Coding region: 1-441 (146 amino acids)
Biological process (GO): mitotic cell cycle; attachment of spindle microtubules to kinetochore
Cellular component (GO): DASH complex; mitotic spindle midzone; mitotic spindle
Source: RefSeq, a predicted model, not a curated record
AUGUCCUUCCCGACUCGAUCACUCUCGACUCGACUCCCGGGCGCGGGGUCGCAAAACGCUUCCGCGGGCCCGUCACCCAUGCUGGUAGCGCGCAUCGCAGAAAAGAAGGCAGAGCUGGAGCACUUGAAGGAUUUGCGCGAUCUCAGUGCUGCCGUCGCAGGCCAGAUGGAAGCACUGGAGCAGAAAUUGUCAACGCUUUCUGAUGGCACAGAAGCGAUUGCUAUGGUAAUCAGCAACUGGCAUAACGUCCUACGCGCUAUCAAUAUGGCAUCCGCCCAACUUGCCAAGCCACCUCCGCAAGAAGAAACGUUGGAAUCGGAGGAACCCAACAUGUCUCUGCCGCAGACACUGGUUCGCAUUCCGACAGAACACGCUCCAACGCUUCAGGCGCAGGCCGAAAACGCAGCAGAGAAUGCAGAGAGUAGUAUGGGUACGCCAUGA